GAAACAUAGUGGCUUUGCUGCGCGGACCCGAAUCAGAGGAGACAACCGGCACCAGGCCCUCUUGCACUUACUUUACUAAGGUUAACUCUGAUUUAGAAGAGGCUGUUUUAGUUUACAGUGUUUUUUAAAAACACUGUACACCAUCCCGACAAUAUAGGCACCACGGAUCAGCCCAGAAUGCCAAACAUCAAGAUAUUUUCUGGCAGUUCGCAUCCGGAUCUGUCGCAGAAGAUCGCGGACCGACUGGGACUCGAACUGGGGAAAGUGGUCACCAAAAAAUUCAGCAAUCAGGAAACCUGUGUAGAGAUCGGGGAGAGCGUACGUGGAGAAGAUGUCUAUAUUGUCCAGAGUGGCUGUGGCGAAAUAAACGACAAUCUUAUGGAGCUGCUGAUCAUGAUCAAUGCCUGUAAGAUUGCGUCAGCGUCCAGAGUCACAGCGGUUAUACCUUGUUUCCCCUACGCUCGGCAGGACAAGAAGGACAAGGUGGGGAGUCGGGCUCCAAUCUCAGCCAAGCUGGUCGCCAACAUGCUGUCUGUAGCCGGGGCAGACCACAUCAUCACUAUGGACCUGCAUGCAUCUCAAAUUCAGGGGUUCUUUGACAUCCCAGUUGAUAACUUGUAUGCUGAGCCUGCAGUCCUCAAAUGGAUAAAAGAAAACAUCAAUGAAUGGAAGAACUGCACAAUUGUUUCUCCUGAUGCUGGUGGAGCAAAGAGAGUGACAUCCAUCGCAGACCGGCUGAACGUGGACUUUGCCCUGAUUCAUAAGGAGCGGAAGAAGGCCAAUGAGGUGGAUCGUAUGGUGCUGGUCGGGGACGUAAAGGACAGAGUGGCAAUUUUAGUAGAUGACAUGGCAGACACAUGUGGGACGAUAUGUCACGCGGCUGACAAAUUGGUGUCUGCCGGAGCCACUAAAGUGUAUGCCAUCUUGACUCAUGGCAUCUUCUCCGGGCCGGCCAUUUCUCGGAUCAACAAUGCCAAUUUUGAGGCAGUUGUGGUCACCAACACAAUUCCACAGGAGGACAAAAUCAAACACUGCAACAAGAUUCAGGUGAUCGACAUUUCUAUGAUCCUGGCUGAAGCUAUUAGACGAACUCAUAACGGGGAGUCAGUUUCGUACUUGUUUAGUCAUGUCCCCUUAUAACACACAAACAUGCAUACAUCCAUACACACACAUCAUGUCUUCACACACGCUAUCACUGUGUACAAACUCAUAUGAUGGAGAACCAUUGCUGGCUCUGUUAAGCCAUGUUCCUUUGAAAGAGUCUCAUACAUGCACCAUUUAAUUGAAGACAUAUUCUGGACAGUGAAUGAAAAGAAUCAAAGUGCUACACACAGCUCCCUCUUUCUGCUGCAUGUGCUGACUCACCUUUUUUUCCCGAAAGUAUUGUGAUAUGUAACAAGUCCUUUCAUCUUGAUUUCCAUUCACUCUUCACGCACUGUAUUUCACCCUUCGCUCUAGGGUAUAUAAAUGUUACCUGCAUGCUAGACUGAGGAUUAACUUGAACAUCGCUGUCUGUUAUUUUCACCUUAGAUGAAUUUAAAACCAACAAUUAAGACAACAGCCCCUGCUUAUGAUGAAAGAUCUCCUGUAAUACUGGAUUUAUUUUGGAUAUUUUAGCUCGGACGUUUAUUGCGUAACUUAAAGGUACGAUAGAUGUUUAUGACUUUUGUAACACCUUAGUUUUGUUAAAGAAUCUGAUAACUAACAUGUUUCUCGAAUGAAAUAGAAUGUGGGUUAAACUGCUUCAGAUUGCCAUUGUUAUGGCAGCUGGAUUUUUUUUUCUCUUUUGUUUCUCUUCUCAGGUUUGUUUUAGGUUGAUUAAUUUUCUUUAUUAAUUUUCAUCUCUUCAGGGUGUUUUGACAGGGUGAAAGCUAAGAUCUAAGUGGAAAAAAAAAUUAGGUCAUAUUUUUAAGUUGUGAUAAAAUGUUUCUUUUAUGUUUAUGUUUACAGUUAGGCAGCAUUUUGGACUGCUUGAACACAGAUCUGUGAAGUGCCCUUUAGAUUUGACUGAACCUAAUUAAGUGGCUACUGUAGAAUUGGCCCAAACAAUCAGCCUGUUGAACUCUUUUUGUUGUUUCUUGCUUAUAUCUGUGUGGGUCAGUGUGUUUGGUCUUGGAGUAUAUAUCUUUUUCACUGCUGCUUAAGCAAGAACAGAGAUAAUACACUUAAUUAUCCUACAGCUUACACUGGAGCCGUAAGUGAGACGACAGAGCUUGAUUUGAUUAGGUCUAUGCCCUUUGCCUUAACCAAGGAGAAAAGUGCUGACGAUACUGACGUAUGUCGUCUGAAUGCAGAAUGAUGAGUAAAGUAUUUCAUGUAUAAACUGCA
Molecule: messenger RNA, 2328 nt
Organism: Labeo rohita (rohu)
Lineage: Eukaryota; Metazoa; Chordata; Actinopteri; Cypriniformes; Cyprinidae
Gene: prps1a
Product: phosphoribosyl pyrophosphate synthetase 1A
Exons: 7
Coding region: 178-1140 (320 amino acids)
Biological process (GO): ribonucleoside monophosphate biosynthetic process; 5-phosphoribose 1-diphosphate biosynthetic process; purine nucleotide biosynthetic process
Cellular component (GO): cytoplasm; ribose phosphate diphosphokinase complex
Molecular function (GO): ribose phosphate diphosphokinase activity; ATP binding; magnesium ion binding
Source: RefSeq, a predicted model, not a curated record